UGAGAAUGCUACCUACCUACUUAAUAGACCCACGCAUCUUGGUCCUUUAUAUAAAGGUAUUUCGGAAACUUAUAAUCAGGUCAAUUACAUAUCUAACAGAUGACGUUUGAAGUUCAAUACAGUAGGUCAGUUUUGCUGGGCUUCGGCGAAUACCUGCGUCAAGUUAUCGAUACUUUCCCUCUAUAUAGACAUCUUUCCUAACCAGAAGCUCCGUCGUGGCUGCUAUGUCACCAUGGGUAUAUCGGUUUGUUACUUCAUCAGCGUGCUGUUGGAAGCAUUCGUCUUGUGCAGCCCAGUGGAGUUCAAUUUGGAUAAGACGAUCUCAGGUGGCGAGCGUCAUAAUCAAAAUCUUGCGUAUAUUAUGUCUGGGAUCACAAACCUGGUUAUAGAUGUCGUCGUCGUGGCCCUUCCAAUGCCUUUGAUAUUCCGCCUGCAAAUAUCUACGGCAAGAAAGGUCGGGGUCGCCGCGAUGUCCGGGUUGAGCAUCUUUUAAGUACACGGUCGGGUCGAUCGUAACUCUACCCCAAGGUGUUAUGCAGAUUUGUGUUGGUCGUCUCUAGAAUCUGUGUUAUUUGAUUGCUCAGAGUUGUCUCGCUCGCCCAAUGGGAUUUAUCCGAUAUUACAUGGACGGCUACGGCCAUUUCCAUCUACUCUCUCUUAGAGCCAACUUUCAGCGUCAUUAACGCAUGCCUUCCCACUAUUAAGCCGGUUCUAUACUACGUGUCUCCGAAGUUGCCUCAAAGCCAGAGUAAAGGCUAUAGCAGAAACACGGACAUCGCAAGGAUGGACGACGUGAGGGAUGUAUGUUGGCUCAACUUAUCAGGGAUAAGUCAUGACCAAGGUCUCGCGCAGUUCGAUGACGGGUUGCCACAUGCUGGCAUGUGAAGUUUCGUAAGUCGUGGCGCUCGACAUAUGGGAGGAAGAGCGCGAUUUCAGUCACAUGUGGAUGCGCUGUCGGAACUUCGACUUAGGAAAGGAGCUUAUGAGAACCGAACUAUUUUGCAAGAUGAGUUGGUCUCGUUGGAAUUAGGUCUUAUCAUACCGAAAGGCGUUUUUC
Messenger RNA from Annulohypoxylon maeteangense, 1057 nucleotides. RefSeq lists its product as uncharacterized. The record is from RefSeq and is a predicted model, not a curated record. The transcript has a single exon. NCBI's taxonomy places the organism in Eukaryota, Fungi, Ascomycota, Sordariomycetes, Xylariales, Hypoxylaceae. Bases 233 to 493 code for a protein of 86 amino acids.